CGCGCUACCCGAGCGAGAAACGGACGUGUAUGACAAGAUCUCCCUAUUCUGCGCCUGGACGUCCAAACCCAAAGUCAUAGUAAAAUACAUUUAAAAGAGCAAGACAAAGAAAAGGGAGACCGUUUCAGUGCGUUUCAAGGAGGAUUGCUAACGGAUCACUUUGCAUAGGCAACCGCUCACACUCACUGCUGUGAUCAAUGUCGUUAUAACUCAGCCGCCGCUUUCACACAGUGGAGGCAUUGCGUUAAGUUGCUUUCAGAAGUUGGUGAAAGUUUUCAUCCUGGUGAGCAGAUAAUAGGACGGAGAUGUUCAGUCCAUUAUGGGGUUUCUAAUGUGGAUGUAGAAUAGAAAUCUUGGAAGUCUCCGGAUGACCGACGCGUUUUGGAUGUUACCAUUCUUUGGGGCUAUUCUCUGAGAUUCCUUAGAGGCGGUGGCAAUACAAAAAAAAGAAAAAGGAUUCCUCUCAGGUGGCACAUCUGCUAUGUUUGGAUGGAUUUGAUUUUACUAUAACCAAGUUAUCAAGAAAUUGCUGCAUUUUUUUUGUGUGUUUUUUCUUUAUUGUGUCUGAUCCAAACGACAGCUGAAAUUUUAGUACAACUGUACCACUCACCCUCGGAAUUACAAUCAUGAACAUUGGCAGUUUUGUACAAUUAUUAUUUGCAGCGCUGCUUCAGCUUCAUUUUUAUGCAGUUAAGACAGCCCACAUACCCAAGGACGGGGAGAAGAGUAAAAAUGAUGUGGUCCCGUUCAUGGACGUGUAUAACAAGAGCAUGUGUCGGACACGGGAGAUGCUGGUGGACGUCUUCCAGGAGUAUCCAGAUGAGAUUGAGCACACCUACAUCCCCUCGUGCGUGGUGCUCAUGCGCUGCGCUGGAUGCUGCAACGACGAGGCGCUCGAGUGUGUCCCCACGGAAACAAAAAACGUUACCAUGGAGGUAAUACAGGUGAAACAGAGAGUAUCGCAACAUCAUUUUCUGUUAAGUUUCACAGAACAUCGAAAGUGUGAAUGCAGACCAAAGCCAGAAGUUAAAGCAAAGAAAGAAAAAUGUGACAAACCAAGGAGAUGAGAUGAGGAGAGGGGGACAAUGAAAUGAAGGAAUAUUUUCUUGGCACAGCACUUUGAAACCUGAGGACGCAUUCCCUGAAUGGACUGAAAAUUACAAUGAAAGAAGAAAGAGCGAACGAUGGAGAGAGACUGAGAUAGCAACAUGCUGUUGUAUAUUUCUAAGAUAUAUAUUCUAAAAGGACAAUGACAUUGUGUAUUGCUGCUAUAAAAAAAAAAUGAGACAUUAUAAAGUGAACGAAUGCGCCACUGUCUGGCGUGUGAAUUGGACAAAUGUUUAGUUCCCAGGGUGUUUGGGCCUUCGCGUGGAUAGGACUGAGAGUUUUUGUAAUUUUAUGUAACACUUCACUGGAUGUAGGUCUGCUGUGGAUAUGAGUAUCUUAAAUAUAUCUAUAUAAAAAAACUAAGAGAAAUUGUGACCAUAACUUCACUGAGAGGUGCAACGGGAACAGAGGUCUGAGAGAACUGUCAGAAAGCAGAACUACUUCCUCUGUGGGGUUAAGUUUUUGUCACCGCUGUAUCUACUAAUACCAGAUAGGACUCGAUGUGAGAAUAAUUCUAAAGGGAUAUUAAACGUAGGUAUGUAUGGAGACGAGACAAUCCUGAACUUGAUUCCGUCUUCCGCUUAGGAGCAGUGGUAUUCAACUCACCACUGUCAAAAUCAAUAAUCUCUAUUUGCUUUGUUUAAUGUCUUCAUUUGUUUUCCAAAGAUAUAAUUGCACACACACAUUAAAGAAUAGUCUGUUUUAGAAAAAAUAUUGAUCUCUAUAUACUUACCGAAUAUCCCUUUGUCUAGUACAGUACAUCUAAUUUAUAAUGCUAGAAUAUUUUCAGAAUUCUGUGCAUUUAAUUUAUAUAUUUAUAUUCAGUGUUAUGGUUGAUAUUGAUUUUACUUCAAUUUUAAUUUUACUAGAAUGUUAUCACCAAUCUGUUUGGCCAUGGAAAACUGUAGACAUAUUUCUUUAAAAAAAAGAACAGAUAGAUAAACUUCAACAUUCCUGAAAAUGAGAUACUGUAUGUUUUGUUGGGCUAGAGAGGCUGGUAAGCAUGUGUCUGGACUUUGUUACAAACAACCCCUGCCACAAACAUCUUUGUGAAAAGAUGCCCAGCCAACAUUGCAGUUUUAGGCGGGACAUGUGUUUUUGCACUUGAGUGCCCGAAGACACGUCGUGAGGAGGACUGAGGGCGUCUCCCUGACCUUGGUCAGCUUGGGAAAGCUCCACACUGAGAGACUGAGACUCUGGCCAGCCCACUUUAGCCAGAACAGGACUUGGCCUAGUGGGGAACCAGGAGCAUUAGGAGAUGAUGCUCUCUGCCCUUUGAUGAAAAAAGAAACAUUCUAUUUGUAUUUCCAUGUCAGAAAUGCUCUUUUUGUUUGUUGUAUCAUGUACAGACACAUUUUUAGUAUAUUUUCACAUUAAUAUAUUUAUUGGUGCUGUAAAAUUAUCCGUUUUACAAUAGUAACAUAUUUUUUUGUUUUAGUGUAACUAUUAACUAUAUUUAUUUAGAAAAUAUAUUGUUUUUUAUUAAACAGAAAAUGCAGUUCUC
This is a messenger RNA of Oncorhynchus mykiss (rainbow trout), 2611 nucleotides long. RefSeq names its product vascular endothelial growth factor precursor (gene vegf). Lineage: Eukaryota; Metazoa; Chordata; Actinopteri; Salmoniformes; Salmonidae. Gene Ontology annotation, biological process: positive regulation of angiogenesis; positive regulation of mast cell chemotaxis; response to hypoxia. Gene Ontology annotation, cellular component: membrane. The record is from RefSeq and is a predicted model, not a curated record. Gene Ontology annotation, molecular function: vascular endothelial growth factor receptor binding; heparin binding; chemoattractant activity.